AUGCUGCAGCGGCUGUGCGAGUACGGCGCGUUGCAGGUGCCUGAGUUUGACUCCGACUCCGCUUACCUUGCAGCCAAAGACGUGCUGGUGUACCUCAAACACUACGGCUACCUCGUCUCUGCCAUGACCCUGAGCGCCGCAAUCCUCCGCAAUGUCGAACUCGUAGGUCUCGACUUUCGCCAGCAUUGCGUACCGUGCAUGAACGCUAUCACCCAGCUCGUCGACUACCUCAUCAAUGCGCAGCUUCGCAAGAUGCAGCUACCGCCACGCGUGGUGCGGCUCAGCGAGCGACUGCGUCUGUCCGCGAAGGCUGCCCGCACACUUGAGUACCUGCUGGUGUGCCACUGUGGCCGCUAUGCGCCUGGCAACAUCGCCGAUCCCCUGCGGCCGGCGAGCAUUGCAUACCACAACGAGCUCACCCCACAGGAGCUGUUGUCCAUUCUCUCAGAGAGUGGCGUGCUGUGGAAACAAGGGCUGAUCUUCUCGGACAUAAAGAUGCGCACCACCUUCAUGGAGUGCAAGUACGCGCUGCCGAUGGAAACGAUUGCCGCCUUGAGUGGUGAUCGGCUCUCGGAGGAGCAGCUCAUCAAGCUGGAACGCACCGCGUUGUUGGAGGUACUGAGCGAAGAACAGCACGCAAAGACGACGAACACCGCGGCUGCCUCGCCGACUCCGCGAACAGAGAAGCACGUUGGUGGAAGAAGCUCUGUGUCGCCCUCACCAAAGCGCGACGAUGAGGAGGGCGAUGUGAUCGAUGAGGAGGACGACAACACCGACGCGGAGAGCGCGAUCACGCCAGACGAGGAGGCGCUUGAAAAUGUGGUGGAUAAAAUUGACCCGAGCGUGCUGACUUCGAAAGACCAGGACACGCUUCACGAAGCCGUGUCACACCACCUCCGCAAUGCCCUCUCUAGCAGCACCGCCACACCAUUCGACGGCUGUACCACGGUUGCAGCAGCUGCGAAGAACGCCGCUGUGGCAGAGACAGAGGAGGCAGUGAAGGACGGCGAGAGAAGCAAGGAAGAGCUGGUGAUAGUGACACCGUCUACAACCCCCACGGCGCUGCCGGCAUCAAGUGUGGCAGAGAUCACGCAACCGCCGGAGGGCGUCGGCGAGGCGACGACAGCGACGUCUGCACCGCGCAAGGCACGCCUCGUCCUUGCCGACAUCAACCCCCUCGCUCAGCGUUAUCGCAACACUGGCACCGGCGUGGGAACGGCAGUGGCGGCGACGUCCUCGUCACCAUCUACCACGGCGCACACGGACUCGUCCAUGCGCGGAGUGCCCUAUGAGUCCGACAUCGAGUACAUGGACGCCGCCUUUCGCAUCCUCGCCAACAUGAUUCGCAUCCGCUACGCGGAGGGUGACAUGAAGGACGAGGAGGACUCCUACACUCCGAAGUCCAAGGUGGAGGCGUCGAUACGUGAGUUGAAGGGCAAAGUCCGCGUCGCAGCGGCGGUGCACGAGUCACGGCUGCAGGCCACUCUCGCGACGCGCGCCUUCACCCCGCGCGUCGAACAGCUCGCCCAGCGGCUUCAGCUGACGGAGAUGGAGAAGCAAAUUAUGUUGUUCAUGGUCGGGAACGUCAUUUCUCAUGACAUGCUGGUGGCGGUGAAUGGACGCUACGUUAUGCGGGACGGGCAGCGGCUCAUCACGGUGGGGUACAUGCUCUUCGUCCUCUGCGAGUCGCUGGAGGAGCGUGUAGUGGCGCGUCGCGCCUUUUACCAGUCCUCCCCGCUCGUGUCCAACGGCGUGCUGUCGCUCACACUCGACUCAGUCGGCCGCUCGUGCUUCAACACGGACCUAAUGGACUACCUUGUCGACAUCGAUCGAAAAAUUGUCGACGAUGUCAUGGGCAUCACCGCCGAAACCGCGGAGAUGGUGCCUGGGUCGCAGUUGUACUUCCCGGAGGUAGAGCUGGCCAACGUGAUGUUGCCCACCGCCACGAUGGACCGCGUCCUCUCCACCAUUGAGCACUACAGCCUGUUUGAGCAGUGCAAGAAGGGCAGCGGCUUCGGCGACGGCCUCGGCACCAGCAAAGGUGGCCUCGUCAUGCUCUUCCAUGGCCCGAGUGGCACCGGCAAGACGAUGCUCGCCAACGCCGUGGCGCACCACCUGCGCAAGAAGAUUCUUCUCGUCAGCGUAUCGCAGUUUCGCUCCUCGACGAAGUCGGAGUCCGACGCGCUCCGCUUUCUCUUCCGAGAGGCGAAGCUGAGUGAUGCCAUCUUGUUCUUCGACGAGUGCGAGUCCCUUUUCGAGGACCGCACGAGCAACGGCACCGUGACGGCGCUCCUCUCCGAGUUUGAGCGGUACGAGGGCCUCAUCAUCCUCGCCACCAACCGCGCGCAGAACUUCGAUGAGGCAAUGAACCGGCGCGUCUCGCUCAUGAUGGAGUUUCGCCCGCCAGACCAUCAACUGCGGCUGCGCAUUUGGAAAUCGCACAUCCCAAGGCAGCUGGCGGUGAACGCAGACGUGUGCCUCGAGAAGCUCGCGCUCAACUACGAGCUCUCCGGCGGGCUCAUCCGCAACGCCGUCCUGGCCGCCUUGAGCAAGGCGGUGGCGCGCGAGAAAUGCGCUGCACCAGAGCUGACAAUGAGCGACCUCGACGAAGGCGCUCGACUGCAGCUGCGUGGCUUCUUCCUCGCCGCAGAGCUGCCGGAGGGAAUGAGCGAGUUCUACCUAACCCCGAAGCGCACGCUUGCCGAGCUUGUGGUGGAGUCGAGUCUCACCAAGAAGCUGGAGGGGAUCGCAAGCAGCGCCAAAAGCCGCAACACCUUGUACACCGACUGGGGCUUCAGCGAGGAUGCCAACGAUGACUGCGGGACGCUGUACCUCUUCCAGGGCGUGAGCGGCACGGGCAAGUCGCUGGCCGCGGAGGCCAUCGCCUACGAGUGUGGUGCCACCAUCCGCCUCUGCAACGUAGCGGAACUCCUUCUCCGGGAAGAGAUGCGGGUGCAUGCCGUCUUUGAGGAAGGGCGCCGCCUCGGCGCCAUCAUCGUCUUUGACGAGGCGCAGGUCCUCUUCAACGAGUCCCCGAAAAGCUUGCAGCUCUCUCAGCUCAUCCAGUACCAUGCACGUCGCUAUCCGAGACCCGUCAUUGUCAUCGCCACAACCGCGAGCCGCAACGGUGGUGGUGGCCGGCACCUUUUCUCCACCACGAGCAUUAACUCACACUCGUCGUGCAUGCUCUUCCAGUCGGAACUGAUCUUCGCACUGCCCAGUCGGCCCCUGCGCGAGCAGCUGUGGCGAAAGGCCUUCCCAGAGCGUGUCCCAACGGCCAGCGACGUCGACUACAGUCGCCUCAGCACCACGAGCAUCUCACCUAAGCUGAUCCGCACGAUAGCCUUCAAUGUCUGCUGCACCGCGGCGCUGCUGCCAGUGUCAGAGCGAGUUGUGACGAUGGCUAUGAUCGAGGCGGAGAUGGAGAGGACAAUGACGCGGGAGCGCAGCGCCGUCUCGACGAGCGCCAUGUUUGCGUAG
Leishmania braziliensis MHOM/BR/75/M2904 is the source of this 3480-nucleotide messenger RNA. RefSeq names its product putative AAA family ATPase. The transcript has a single exon. Gene Ontology annotation, cellular component: proteasome regulatory particle, base subcomplex. Lineage: Eukaryota; Euglenozoa; Kinetoplastea; Trypanosomatida; Trypanosomatidae. Gene Ontology annotation, biological process: proteasome-mediated ubiquitin-dependent protein catabolic process. The coding region runs from base 1 to 3480 and encodes 1159 amino acids. Gene Ontology annotation, molecular function: proteasome-activating activity; ATP hydrolysis activity; ATP binding. The record is from RefSeq and is a predicted model, not a curated record.